AUGUCUUCUCAACCACCUCACUCGACCCUCCUCAUCCCCGGGCCCAUCGAAUUCGACGAUGCCGUCCUCCAGGCCAUGAGCCACUACAGUGAGAGCCAUGUCGGUCCCGGUUUCGUAAAUACCUUUGGUGAGGCGCUGUCCAUGCUGCGCCAGCUCUUCAUCACCAAGGACCCCUCAGCGCAACCCUUUGUCAUCUCUGGCUCCGGUACCCUCGGCUGGGACUUGGUCGCCGCAAACCUCGUCGAGGCCGGCGAGGAUGUCCUCGUCCUCGCCACUGGCUACUUCAGCAACGGUUUCACGGACUGCUUCAAGACCUACGGUGCCAACGUCACCGAGCUGAGAGCCCCUGUCGGAUCCCGCCCCCAGCUCCCCGAGAUCGAGAAGGCCUUGUCCGAGAAGAAGUACAAGGUCCUGACCGUCACUCACGUCGACACUUCGACCGCUGUGUUGAGCGAGCUCAAGGAGUUGACCGCCCUGGUCAAGAAGGUCUCCCCCGAGACCCUCGUCAUCGUCGACGGCGUAUGCAGUGUCGGUGUCGAGGAGAUACAGUUUGACGAGUGGAAGCUCGACGGUGUCAUCACGGCCAGCCAGAAGGCCAUUGGCGUCCCCGCCGGUCUGUCGAUUUCCAUGUUCAGCGGCGCGGCUAUGAAGGCAUUUGCCCAGCGCAAGACCCCUCCUGCGUCGUACUUUGCUUCCUUCAAGAACUGGACCCCUGUGAUGCAAAACUACGAGGCAAAGAAGCCCUCCUACUUCGCGACGCCCUCUCCCCAGCUGAUCCACGCCCUCCACACCGGUCUCACCCAGAUUCUCUCGAAGCCCCUGUCCGAGCGGUUUGCCAGGCACAAGGAGGUCUCCGACAAGGUCAAGAAGGCCGUCGCGGACCUGGGACUCAAGCAGGUCGCCGCCAACCCUGAUGACCAGGCCCACGGCAUGACUGCUAUUUAUCUCCCCGAGAGCGUCAAGGCGACCGACGUCCUGCCUAGCCUCGCCAAGAAGGGCAUCAUCUUUGCCGGCGGUAUUCACAAGGAGAUUGCGCCCAAGUACAUCCGUUUCGGACACAUGGGCGUCAGUGUGACGGACCCCAACCGAAAGGAUAUCGACAACGCGAUCAAGGCUUUGCAAGACAGUUUGUUUGAGGUUGGCUACCAAAAGGAGUAG
Molecule: messenger RNA, 1158 nt
Organism: Colletotrichum orchidophilum
Lineage: Eukaryota; Fungi; Ascomycota; Sordariomycetes; Glomerellales; Glomerellaceae
Product: alanine-glyoxylate aminotransferase
Exons: 3
Coding region: 1-1158 (385 amino acids)
Cellular component (GO): peroxisome
Molecular function (GO): L-serine:pyruvate transaminase activity; L-alanine:glyoxylate transaminase activity
Source: RefSeq, a predicted model, not a curated record